Ostrinia nubilalis (European corn borer) is the source of this 616-nucleotide messenger RNA. Its product is annotated as huntingtin-interacting protein K. The record is from RefSeq and is a predicted model, not a curated record. The transcript is spliced from 3 exons. The coding region runs from base 168 to 530 and encodes 120 amino acids. Gene Ontology annotation, biological process: protein stabilization; negative regulation of apoptotic process. Lineage: Eukaryota; Metazoa; Arthropoda; Insecta; Lepidoptera; Crambidae.
CCAAUUGUCAACUUUCUUGGUUUUCUUUUUGUGUGCGAAGUGUGCGAGUUGUUUUACUAAAAAUGAAAUUAUGAGAAUUGCACGAGUUUAAAUUAAAAUAUCUUGGUUUACAAUUUCAGGCAUUUGCUUAGUUAGCUUAGAAUUUAUAAAACACUAUAAUUUACAAAAUGGCAGAUGAAGAAAUCAAUGGUGAUACAGACGAUAUUCAGCACGACAAGGAUAAAACUCAAAAGAAGACUGCUAAGCACGAUAGUGGAGUAGCAGAUUUGGAGAAAGUAACCGAUUAUGCUGAGGAGAAAGAAAUAUCCUCUCAAGAUAUAUCAGGAGCACUUUCACUGAUAGGCGAUAGAAGAAACAAAGAAGCCGCUGAACGACUCGAAAAAGAAAAGGAACUUCAAAAAGUAUCAGUAAAGAAAGAUGAUAUAGAAUUAAUUGUAAAAGAAUUGGAAAUAUCCAGAACACUAGCAGAAAGAACUUUACGAGAACAUCGAGGGGAUUUGGUAGCGGCCCUAACAACUCUCACAAAUUAAUGCUUGGAUUUUGUUGUACAUACAUCAUCCAGCAUUUUUUUGCAACUAUGUAAUAAUGUUUUAAAAUAGAUUUUCUAUACUUCAAA